Messenger RNA from Biomphalaria glabrata, 1816 nucleotides. Its product is annotated as geranylgeranyl transferase type-2 subunit beta-like. Gene Ontology annotation, biological process: protein geranylgeranylation. Gene Ontology annotation, cellular component: Rab-protein geranylgeranyltransferase complex. NCBI's taxonomy places the organism in Eukaryota, Metazoa, Mollusca, Gastropoda, Planorbidae. Bases 207 to 1199 code for a protein of 330 amino acids. Gene Ontology annotation, molecular function: Rab geranylgeranyltransferase activity. The transcript has 10 exons. The record is from RefSeq and is a predicted model, not a curated record.
UAGCAUGAUUCCCCUUUGUUUACAACUUGAUUAUUUAAUGCUGCAGUGAUAAUAUUAAUAUAAAUAGAUCUCUGAUCUAGAGCUAGUCUAGAUUUACUUUUCUUAUCCUGUCACAGACUCAUAGAUCUACUACUCAUAGGUCUAGAAUCUAAAUAGCAAGUCGAUAGAAACGUACAUUUCAAAUAUUUCAAUUGUGAUUCUAAGCUAUGGGUACAUCAGUCAAAGAUAUUGUAAUCCCAAGUAAUGCUCCCAAAUCACUUCUGCUACUGAAGCAUGCAGACUACAUUGUUUCUUAUGGAGAAAAAAAAGAUGACUAUGAAUAUGUGAUGACAGAAUAUCUGCGAAUGAAUGGCAUGUAUUGGGGGUUAACAUCUUUGGCUCUGGUGGGGCAUCUUGACAAAAUGAACAGGUCAGAGGUAAUAGAGUUUGUUCUGAAAUGCCAGCAGGACUGUGGUGGCUUCAGCUGUAGCAUUGGACAUGACCCACACCUACUUUCUACACUUAGUGCCAUACAGAUUCUCACAUUGUAUGAUGCAGUUGAAUCAGUCAAUACUGAUGCUGUGGUAAGGUGGAUCAAAAGUUUGCAGCAGACGGAUGGUAGUUUCUAUGGUGACAAAUGGGGAGAAGUAGAUACAAGGUUUUCAUUUUGUGCUGUAGCUUGUCUAGCAUUGUUGGGUCGACUGGAUGAAAUAAACGUUGACAAAGCUGUGGAGUUUGUUGUGUCCUGUAUGAAUUUCGAUGGAGCUUUUGGUUGUCGACCUGGCAGUGAGUCUCACUCUGGCCAGGUGUAUUGUUGUGUUGGCAUGUUGUCACUGGCAGGAAGACUUCAUCAUGUCAAUGCUGAUCAACUGGGCUGGUGGUUGUGUGAGAGGCAGCUUCCUUCUGGUGGAUUAAAUGGUCGACCAGAGAAAUUACCAGACGUGUGCUACUCCUGGUGGGUGUUGGCCUCACUGAAAAUUAUUGGACGUUUACAUUGGAUUGAUAAGAACAAACUGGUAGAGUUUAUAUUGGCUUGUCAAGAUGAGGAAACUGGAGGAUUCGCAGACAGGCCUGGAGAUAUGGUCGAUCCUUUCCAUACAUUGUUUGGUUUGGCUGGUCUGUCACUUCUGGGAGACACCACUGUUAAAGCUGUGAAUCCAGUUCUAUGCAUGCCUGAAGAGUUGUUAAAGAAAUCAAAGAUUCAAUUCCAAUAUUUGUAGCAUAAGAAGAAAGCUAGGAUAAAUGACAUUCCUGAAUGGAAAUAUAACACCAUCAUGCUACAAAACUGGGUUCUCGUCUGAAAGGAAAUAGUAAGUCUGAAUAAACUGACAUAGAUAAGCAAUAUCAUCACCAGAAGAACAAAAUAUUGUGUACAAUAUGUGAUAACAAAUUUAAAUUAUAUAACGAAUUUUUUUUUGUUACAUCUGAACAGACCAGAAUUAAAAAAAAAAAAUGAUUCAGUUCUACCUUAUGUUAUAUCUCGUAUGCACCAAGAUUAGUGGCGAUGAGAAUGAAAUGUUCAAAUAAAGAAAGAUGCUCCUAGUUACAAAGUCUGAAGAAAUGACUACUACUGUUUUAAGUCUUUAAAAAGAUAAAAUUGAUUUGAUCCAAAGCAAAUGUGAAAUAGAUAAACAAGUUAAAUUUAUUUACCUUUCUAUAGCAAUGGCUAAAAAUGGAAUUUAAUUGGGUUAUAGGGUAAGGGAUGUAACCCUGCAAGUUUUAAAUUAUGACUGCUCAUUUUUCUGUCUAGUGUGAACACAGUUGUUUAUAUAUUAUAUUAAAUGCCAUGUGUUUGUUACCAUGAUUAAAAAAAAAGCUGCAUUCAAGCUUCUGUUUA